AUGGAUCAUCUUGCACCACCGGUUAUUUCUAAAGAAAGCUUACUGAACACACUGCUAACGAGCCCGAUCGUGUGUGCUGUACAGCUUUAUGCUUGUACACAACACUGCCAUUUAGGCGAGGGCCAUACAAACAGCGGUUUCGAUGUCCGCGGAAGAAGUUUCAACAAAGCCCUUCAUUGGUCAGACCCUUUGGCCUUUGGAAGACGGGCUUAUUUCGUCACUAUAUCCAGACCCUCGGCACUUACCGUGGACACUGUUCAACUUGAUGAUGAAGGGGUCUACAGGUGCAGGGUCGAUUUCAAGAAUUCGCCGACCAGGAAUUUUCAGAUCAGGCUGAAUGUUGUUGUACCUCCACAUCAACUGCUGCUUUAUGACGAGGCAGGCCGCGAUGUCGCCGGCGUCGUGGGCCCUCUCGAGGAGGGAGGCAAUUUCACUCUUCUCUGUGAGCUUAGAGGAGGACGUCCUCAACCAACUUUAAAUUGGCUGAUCAACAACAAGCAGAUAGAAGACCACACGAUCCUCAAGAACGAUGGUAAGGUCAUCGUGAGCAGGAUCAGCAUAGGAGGAGCUGAAAGGAGCUGGUUGAACACUAGCAUACGGUGCCAGGCUACCAACACGGCCUUGCUCAGUCCUCAUGAAAGAACUGCAAGAGUUGAAAUGCAUUUGCGUCCUACAUCAGUGCUGAUCACCAACAAGCCAGGUCAAAUGUCAGCUGACUCCGAAAUCACGUUGGUUUGCAUAACUCAUGGUAGCAGACCAGCAGCUCAAGUUACCUGGUUUAGGGAAAACAGAAGAUAUACCAGGGGAAAGCACAGCGAAUUCACAAAUGAGACGACAACAAUCAGCCGUCUCACAAUGCUGCCGGAGCCAGAUGACGAUGGUGCGGUCAUCAGGUGCCGCGCUGACAACCCUGUACUCCGAGUGGCGCUGGAAGAUUCCUUCCGAAUGAGCGUUGUUUAUAAACCGGUCUUGACCAUGUCGCUGGGCAGCACGCUGAACCCCAAUGACAUCAAGGAAGGCGAUGACGUAUACUUCGAGUGCAACAUUAAAGCAAACCCAAGGGAACAUCGGAUCUCCUGGUACCAUAACGACCAUCCAGUUAAUCAAAAUAUGUCAUCGGGAGUAUUUAUAAGCACCAAGUCUCUUGUCCUGCAAGGAGUGAAGAAGAGAGACGGUGGUCUUUACACGUGCAGAGCGGCAAAUCAAAUGGGAGAAUCCAGCAGCCAAACAGUGUAUCUAAGAGUCCAAUACGCCCCGAUCUGCGCGCAGCCCUCGCCCGUCCUUAUCGGUGCGCGGUUGGACGAACCGCUGCGCGUACGCUGCACUGUAAAUGCCGAUCCUGCUGAUGUCACAUUCUACUGGCAGUUCAACAAUAGCGGCGAAAGUUUUCAAGUGUCUCCUGCGAGAUACGUUUCCACUGGAGGCACAUCAAGUGAACUUCGAUACCGCGCAGCGAGCGAACGUGAUUACGGUGCGCUGUUAUGCCGCGCAUCCAACACGGUUGGCCGACAAAAGCGACCGUGUGUGUUCCAGAUAGUUCCUGCAGCCCGUCCUUCACCGCCACGGAACUGCACAGCCAAACGUGUCCAGACAAGUGUGGAACCGUACCUAUCCGUCAAAUGCAUGGCUGGGUACGAUGGAGGUUUGACCCAACACUUCACCCUGGAUGUACUCGGGGAAAAUAGCAGAGUUCUGGCAAAUGUAACGGCUAGUUAUAUUGAUCUGGUGAUAUGGUUCAACGUGUCCUGGACGAUGCUGGAUUCACUCGAAGAGGAUGAAGAACUGACAGUAACAGCGCGUAAUAGCAAAGGGUCAUCCGAUCCUGUUAUUUUAAGUGACCUGGUGUUUAGAGACACAGAAAAGAGAGCAGAGAGCACAACGCGAGCUGAGACCAAGUUCCCGGCUGCAGCUGCGUUGGCAGGACUUGCUGCCAUUCUAACAGCAGCAGGCGCUAUGAUUGUUCUGGCAAUGCGGAGGCGCAGUGAAACUACUUCGAGCAGCAAGCGGCCCUCACAAAGUGUGGUGCAAGUCGACGCCCAAGGCAGACGGUUCCUUAUAGCAUAUCCAGCUCCUGUUGAUAAACUGGAGACGAAGCCAGAUAUACUGAACCCUAAGUCAGAUAACGAGCCUCCGCGAGUGGUUCUGGAGUCCACCGACAGCAAGAAUUACAGCAUCAGAGAUGCGAACUGCGAACCACACAAAUCAGCUUACAGCCCGCCAUCUACAGCAGAAAAUAUGACGGGAAGAAGGCCACCUCGGGCAAAGAAAAUGGAUAGGAUAAAAGAGAUAGAGUAUUGA
Molecule: messenger RNA, 2298 nt
Organism: Arctia plantaginis
Lineage: Eukaryota; Metazoa; Arthropoda; Insecta; Lepidoptera; Erebidae
Source: the annotation of a GenBank genome assembly